Messenger RNA from Alligator sinensis (Chinese alligator), 2863 nucleotides. Its product is annotated as zinc finger protein 883-like. Gene Ontology annotation, molecular function: DNA-binding transcription factor activity; RNA polymerase II cis-regulatory region sequence-specific DNA binding. Bases 5 to 1807 code for a protein of 600 amino acids. Gene Ontology annotation, biological process: regulation of transcription by RNA polymerase II. Lineage: Eukaryota; Metazoa; Chordata; Crocodylia; Alligatoridae. The transcript is spliced from 4 exons. The record is from RefSeq and is a predicted model, not a curated record.
CCAGAUGCUGAAGAAUUUCCAAGCCCUCGUUUCCCUGGGAUAUCAAGGCCCUAUACCUGACUUAAUCUGCAGCAUCCAGCAAGGACAAGUGGGGCUCUGGGUCUCUGAUGAUGAGGACUGUGGGGAAAUCUCAGGGUCUGAGGACCCGCUGUCAGGAGGUGCUUGCCUGCUGAGCAGAACUAAAGAGCAGCGUCCUGCAGAAGGGCCUGCCAACCUGGAGCCAGCCUGGACUUUCCUAGGGAGUUUGGGCAAGAUGGACUCCCUGAGACUUGAGAAGCAGCCAUGGCACAAGAGUCAGGGGAGGCCUCAAAAGCAGAAGGAGAACAGAGCGAUGAACCAGCACUGGUGCAUCCACCUGGAGAGGAAGACACACCACUGCACUGAGUGCAAGAAGAACUUCAUCUGCCGGCAAGACCAGUCCCAACACCAGUGUGUGCAGAUGGCGGAGAAGCCACACCAUAGCACCAAGCCUAUGAAGAGAUUCAGGCAUUCCUCCAACCUCAUCAGGCACUGGUACCUGCACACAAGGGAGAAGCCACAUAAGUGUUCGAAGUGUGGAAAGAGCUUCACUCAUUCCUCCAGCCUGGCUCGGCACCAGCGUAUCCACACAGGGGAGAAACCACAUCAGCGCUUGAAGCGUGCAAAGAGCUUCACUCCUUCUUCCAGGCUGGCUCGGCACCAGUGUAUCCACACAGGAGAGAAGCCACAUCGGUGCUUAGAGUGUGGGAAGAGCUUCAAUCAUUCCUCCAGCCUGGCUCGGCACCAGCGCAUCCACACAGGGGAGAAGCCACAUCAGUGCUUAGAGUGUGGGAAGAGCUUCACUCAAUCCUCCAGCCUAGCUCGGCACCAGCGUAUCCACCCAGGGUGGAACCCAUAUCAGUGCUCCAAGUGUGGGAGGAGCUUCACCUACUCCUCCACGUUGGCCCAGCACCAGCUCAUCCACACAGGGGAGAAAUCACAUCGAUGCUCAGAGUGUGGGAAGAGCUUCCCCUGGUGCUCCAGCCUGGCCCGGCACCAACUUGUCCACACAGAAGAGAAACCAUAUCAGUGCUCGGAGUGCGGGAAGAGUUUCACCCGAUCCUCAAGCCUGGCUCAGCACCAGCAUAUCCACACAGGGGAGAAGCCAUACACAUGCUCAAAGUGUGGGAAGAGCUUCAUUCACUCCUCUAGCCUGGCUCAGCACCAGCGUAUCCACACAAGGGAAAAACUUAAUCGAUGCUCAGAGUGUGGGAAGAGCUUCACCUGCUUCUCCAGCUUAACCCAGCACCAACGCAUCCACACAGGGGAGAAGCCACAUCAAUGCAUGGAGUGUGGGAAGAGCUUCGCUCAGUCCUCCAGCCUGGCUCAGCACCAUCGUAGUAUCCACACAAGGGAGAAGCCACAUCAGUGCUUAGAGUGCGGGAAGACCUUCACUCAAGCCUCCCGCCUGGCUGAGCACCAGCGCAUCCACACAGGGGAGAAGCCAUAUCAGUGCUCGGAGUGUGGGAAGAGCUUCAGUCGUUCCUUCAGGCUGGCUCAGCACCAGCGCAUCCAUACAGGGGAGAAGCCGUAUCGGUGUUCAGAGUGCGGGAAGAGCUUCACUCAUUCCUCCAGCCUAGCUGAGCACCAGCGCAUCCAUACAGGGGAGAAGCCAUAUCAGUGCACCGAGUGUGGGAAGAGCUUCACCCAAUCCUCCAUUCUGACCAGGCACCAACGUGUCCACACAGGAGAGAAGCCACAUCAGUGCACUGAGUGUGGGAAGAGCUUCAUCCAGUCCUCCAACCUAACACGGCACCAACGUGUCCACACAGGGGAGAAAUUACAUUAGUGCUCAGAGUGUGGGAAGUGCUUCCUCCACUCCUUCAAACUGGCCUUGCACCAGUGCAUGCCUGUCCAGGUGUGUCCAUAGUUCUGCCAGCAAUACAGGAAGGAUUUGAGGAAGUAUACCUGCUCAGCACUCACCAGUGUCUACAUACAGGGAAGCAGUCUCACACUGGUGCAGUGCAGCAACAAUUGACCUUUCAUUCAGCCUUUCUAGGGCACUGCAGAGCCCAAAGGACACAGAGGCUGACCUCUCAGGUUUGCUGAGGGGAUGGGGUUAAAUGGAAACACUGCAGGCAGAGGGCAGCCCUGAUGCUGGGGGAACCUGUGAAGAGAUGAUCUUCGCAUCAGCCUUGGAGCCUGUGCCAUCCCCGUUGUUCUCUAAAAGUAGUCAGUGCUUCCAGGCAGAGAAGAAUUGCCUUCAAAAUAGGAUGCUCUUCCCAACUAGAUCCAAAUGACAUCCGGUGCUUUCUUUGGCUGAAUCCCAGCUUUGUCCUCCCUCUUGGUCCCAGGGUUUGGUAUGUUAGGUUCUUGAGUUGCAGGAAGGAGGACACUGAUGUCUGGGGAAGCAUUCCUUGCUCUAAGCAACCCUGAUCUUGCCUUUCCUUCCUAGCACAUCUCCCCUCUCCCAGGCCUGCAUAUUCGCAUCAGAGUCUGCAAGAAGCCUCUUCUGCCACCCCGUGAGCCCACUGUGGUGGAUUUCGCUGCUCAGCCCCUUGUCAGAGCUUUGCGACACCAGGUGCCAGCUGCCCCCUCCUCUCCUUCAUAGACUCGUAGAAAAUUAGGGGUAGAAGGGACCUCCAGAAGUCAUCUAGUCCAACUGCCUGCUCCAAGCGGGACCAUCCCCAACUAGAUUAUCCCAGCCAAGGAUGGAGAUUGCAUAACCUCUCUGAGUUACCUGUUCCAGUGUUUUAAUACCCUCAUAGUGUAACACAUUCUUCCUAACAUUUAAGCUAAACUUCCCUUCCUGCAAAUUGAGACCAUUGCUCCUUGUUCUAUCAUCUAGCUCCACUGAGAACAAUCUAGUGCUAUCCUCUGUUGAACCCCCCUUCAGGUACUUGAU